Trichophyton verrucosum HKI 0517 is the source of this 1728-nucleotide messenger RNA. RefSeq lists its product as uncharacterized. The transcript is spliced from 3 exons. The record is from RefSeq and is a predicted model, not a curated record. NCBI's taxonomy places the organism in Eukaryota, Fungi, Ascomycota, Eurotiomycetes, Onygenales, Arthrodermataceae. The coding region runs from base 1 to 1728 and encodes 575 amino acids.
AUGCACAGGCUCUGUUACGACCUGCUGAAGGCCAGCAAUAGGCCCAACGAGCCAACGCUCGAAGACCUGCAGAGAUUCGGGAAGGCAGUCAGGCCCCUGUACAAGCCCGCGGACAGUGAGGAUAUCGACAGCGCGUCUUCCCGAGAGGGGCUGUUCUCCAGCCAUGCACGGCCCAUUGUGGAACGGAGUCUCCGGAUCGACUUGUUUGAGAGACUGCCAGUGGAAAUCCAGGCUAUUAUACUUAGCUAUAUCGGCCCGUGCUGGUAUCUGAUCCUGCUGGGGGAGAGCCGCAGAUUGGUCGAGGAGUUGAGAAAUGGUCGUAAGAGCCGCCAAAGUGAACAAGUCAGCCUGGAAAAGGAGGUAUAUAUCUCGCGAAUACCUUACCAGGGCAAUUCCUAUAUUUCUACUAUCAGCAACGAACCACCGGAACCUGGCCUAGAUGGCUUGAAGCUAGAGUGUUUGAAAGUACCAGACAGCCUGAGCAAGAUUGUGCUAUCGACAGACCAUAUUGGUGUACGCGGAAUACAGUUUGUGGUGGAGGGGGGCACUCCCCCACCACCAGAUGGGUCACCAUGGUAUGAAUUUGUCGACGUCCCAGACUGCAGCCAGGCGCUGCAUGUUGCUACUGAGGGUCUAUUUGUUAGAAAAAUGCGGCGGGUCGAGGGGGAGGAAAUCCACAACAAUUUCCCCCUCUGGAGCAGUCCGUCACCGCCUGCAUUCCAGCCGUGGAACGUGUAUGACGAUCGAGGAGGUUGUCGCUUAGACUACGUCAACCUUGAUGAGGAGGGUGUGCAGGGCCUCGUGGUGUGCUGCUAUGGCGUGGCCAACGGGGGCUUGUUUGCCUUUUCCGGCGUUUCCAAACCAUUCAAGCGGUUUGUCACCUCCAUGCAACAAAACAUCAGAACGGGCCCCAUUUUCUGGAUGUAUUUCCCAAUCAACGACGGCGAACAAAUCGAGGCAGCGUGGGUUCGCAAGAUCGAAGGGUUAUACGGCCAGAUGUCCAACCCGGUAUUAGUUAUCAAAACGACGUUCGGAAGAACAGCUACAUUCGGGCCCUACCACCGCGAAGACUACCGGCGGAAAGACGAGCUCAUCCCGCUCGUCAAAGACAGCGACGGAACUAUUUCAGGAUUCAUCCAUGACGGACUAGACACAGACAAGCACGAAAUCUCUCUAUUCGGACUGACCUGCCGGGACCGAGACGGCAACGGCAACGGCAACGACCCAAACGACGACCACGACCACGAACACGAGCCCAACGACAACAACAACGGCACAAAACUGGCCCCACCACCCGUUGAAAACUACAUCUCUCCCCCGCCCUACGCUGCUGACGGACUACAGGCUUUAAAUUGGUACAUGACCGAGGCGCGGCUGGAUGGAGUUUGCCGUGUGCGCGUGUGCAGGGAUCUAGAGCAAGCGCACAACCCAUGCAUCGGAAUGCUACUUUACUAUGAUAACGGGCGCGCGGAGGCCCUGGGCCAGAUACGCUGGGACCAGGAGGUGUCGCGGGAUAUAAACGUGCCCGUACGACUUAGGCGGGAGAAGCUUGAUGGGAGCCCGUACGUUGCGGACAUCCAGGGCAUGGAUGCUGCUGGGUGUGGCGCAACGGCGGAUGAGCCGGGUGAUGGGUGGCUUGAGUUGCCGCGGACAGGGACGAUGGCGUGGUGGUUUUGUAUUUCGCGGGACAUUAUCUCUGUGUAUGGCCAUUGUACGCAUUGUCGAUAG